AAUGUUUGACACAUGACAUUUUGACACGCAUCGUUUGCACAUCGUAAGUUUUGUAGUUAAACAUUUUAUUUCAAUAAUACCUUAAUAGGGACAUAACAGCUAAGAUAAAAUCCGUUUGCAUUUAGUGUUGUAUUGAUCUACCAUGGCUGAUGUAUUGGAUAUUGAGAAUUCCGAAGAAUUUGAGGUUGACGAGGACGGCGAACAGGGAAUCGCAAGACUGAAAGAGAAGGCGCGUAAACGUAAAGGUCGUGGAUUUGGCAACGAAAGCGGUGGCGGCGGCGCAGCAGAGCGCGGGAAUAGGGGAAGAUAUGAUAGUUUAGCGCCAGAAGGUGAUGGUAAUGCACCAGGACCGCAGAGAUCUGUAGAGGGUUGGAUAUUGUUUGUCAGCAAUGUUCAUGAAGAAGCACAGGAAGAAGACAUACAGAAUCAGUUCUCAGAGUUUGGUGAGAUUAAAAAUAUACAUUUAAACUUGGAUCGCCGUACUGGAUUCUUAAAGGGAUAUGCUUUAGUUGAAUAUGAAACAUACAAACAAGCUGCGAGUGCCCGUGAGUCAUUAGAUGGUGCUGAUAUCUUGGGACAGGCAAUCUCAGUGGACUGGUGUUUUGUAAAGGGACCAACCAAAACCCACAAGAAGAGGCGAUAAAUCUUUUCUAUUUAAUAAAUAAAUCAUUAGAGUUAUGUAUUGCACUAAUUAUUAUUAGUUAAAAGUUUUUAUUUGUAACACCAGAUUCCUGUUUAAUAUUUUAAAAUAAUAUGCAAUGUUUGACCAGGUGAAAGUGUACUAAAUAAUGUAUUAGUUAUGAACAGAUAAUGUGCUUUAGUUAACAUUUUCAUAAAAGUUAACACAUUCAAUGCCACCAAUUUGUGUAUGGAAACUUUUGUACACAAAAAGUUAGUGGCAUUGAAAGUUUUAAAUGUUUGUCAAUAUUUUUAUGUAGCUUUAUAGCAUAAAAAAGUGCUUUGCAUAACUCUGUAUGUAAUGUCUAUUACUUAGGCAUAAGCUAAUAUAGAUAAGUCUUUCAUA
Molecule: messenger RNA, 1024 nt
Organism: Papilio xuthus (Asian swallowtail)
Lineage: Eukaryota; Metazoa; Arthropoda; Insecta; Lepidoptera; Papilionidae
Source: RefSeq, a predicted model, not a curated record